AUGAUUCCUCUGUUGGUUGUAGCCACCUUCCUCAAGUUCUCCUGGACACCAGUAAAUGGGCUGCCCUGUGAUCAGAUGCUACACUCUCAGCAGCCCCCUUUGAAUGUAAACAAUGUACAGCCUGCAGAUGUGGCAGUUUUAGCGUCGAUUGGACUGCACAUACACAGCACUGAGUUGUCCACUGUUGUAUCAAGACUUCAAGAGCUGAUGAGUAUGUUCACUCCUGCUCUGCUGGAUUCAUAUUUGGAAGAAACUGAUAUUAAUGCUUAUCAGUUUGGCAGAGAAGGCACACUACUCGAGCAAGCAGAACAGACAUCUCUGUACCUCCAGAACAGUCAGGUACAUAAUCAAUCUUGGAAGCUGCUUCUUGUUUUUGUGCAGGUGGAUCAGUUUUGUGCUUGUGACCAGCAGGAGGUUCAGGCUGUUAUCACAUCAGUGAUCAGUGAGGUGGACGCUGCCUUAGUGCUGCUGCGUGCUCAGCUGAAGCGGACUCUUGUCAGUGUUGUAUUAUGGGAUGAAGACAGCAACACUUUGCAAAGCAAGAUGUGUCCAUGUUUAGAAAGAAGUCAAGGUGGAGAGUUUAGACUUCGAAAAGCCAUGUUGACUCACGCUCUGCAGGUGUCUUUGCAUGAGCUCUUGUUGAAGAGACACUGGUACAGUGAUAAAGAUGACUUCAGUGUCAUCCUGCAAGAUAAACCUCUUAUCAUGCACUUCUCUUCUUCUAAUAUUGGGAAGCCUCUUUCUGAGUCACAAGCGUCACAUGAGACUGAUAAACUGAUGAUGCAGUUGUGGACAAACCUGUUGCAGCCCGCAAAUGACAAACAUAACACAGACGACAAUGGAAAUGUUAUUGCGUUGCAAUGUCCAACUGUGGACCGUCCCUUCCUGAGGACGGAGGGAAACUCUCCUACAAAUCACGGUGGCAACAACUAUCCUCUCAUCUAUUCAAGUAUGGGCACACCGAUGCCCUGUGAAGACAUCAGCCCUUCGGACUCAACACCCACCACUGUGCAUGAACUCAGGCCAGGAGAUAUCAGAGUGGUUGCUGCUGUGGGAGACUCUUUGACAGCUGGGAACGGAAUUGCAUCAAGCCCAACAAAUGUUCUGGAUGUGCUGACCCAAUACCGAGGUUUAUCCUGGAGUGUUGGCGGAGAUGGCAACCUCACAACUGUAACCACUCUGCCCAAUAUAUUAAAGCAUUUUAAUGCCAACCUUACGGGUUACUCUGUUGGAAAGGGGAAACAGUACACAACUCAGGCUUUUCUCAACCAGGCCGUUGCUGGAGCAAAAAGCAAGGACAUGCAAUCUCAAGUGCGAGCUCUCGUGGCAAGGAUGAAGAACGACUCUCGCAUCAACUUUGAAUUGGACUGGAAAAUCAUCACUGUAUUUAUAGGUGGAAAUGACAUCUGCGACUACUGCUACAAUUCUCUUUUAUACUCUGUUGAGAAUUUUGUGAAAAAUGUCCAAGAAAGUCUGGAUUAUCUCCACAAAGAGGUGCCUCGAGCUCUCGUCAACUUAAUAGAACCCUUGCAUAUUGUUCCCUUGAGAGAAAUGCACCUGGACGCCUCAUUGAAAUGCCCCACCUGGCUAGUUAAUAUUCUAUGCCCAUGUGUUAUCCUACCAAAGUCCACCUCGACUGCACUUGAAAAACUGGAGCAACUAAAUAGAGAAUAUCAGUUAAUGCUGAGCGAGCUGGUGGAGUCCAGUCGUUAUGACACUCGGACGGACUUCACUGUGGUCAUCCAGCCUUUUUUCCGAGACAUUAUUGUUCCCAAACUACCGGACGGACGUCCUGAUCGCUCUUACUUCAGUGCUGACUGUUUCCAUCUGAGCCAGAAGGCUCAGACUCAGAUGGCCCGCUCCUUGUGGAACAACAUGCUGGAACCACUUGGAAACAAAACAGCCAUACAGAAUUUUGUCACGGACAUGAAACUGAAAUGCCCCUCAAAGACGUCCCCAUUCAUCCGAACCUAUCGCAACAGCAAUUACACAUAUGCUGGUCCUCCACCAACACUAGCACCUAAUACAAACUGGGGAAGUGACUUUUCCUGUGUGGACCUUGUACCAUCACCCUCGGUGCCAACAUCGGUUCACAAGCUCAGACCAGCAGACAUCAAGGUGGUGGCAGCAGUGGGAGAUUCCAUAACGGCCGGCACUGGUGCUAAAGCAAAGAAUCUUUUAGAACUCAGCAGAGAAUAUAAAGGCGUGUCUUGGAGUAUUGGAGGAGAUCGCACAUUAGACACCGUCACAACGCUACCAAACAUCUUAAAGAAGUUCAACUCGGCUCUGAAGGGCUUCUCUAGAGGUCAGGGUUCAAGACAGAAGGGCUUCAACAUGGCAACAGCAGGAGCCAAAGCCUUGGACAUCCAAAGUCAAAUCCAAGUUCUCAUAAAAGCCAUGCGACAACACAAGGAAGUGAACUUUGACAAGGACUGGAAACUUUUGACAAUAUUUGUUGGGGGAAAUGACCUUUGCCAUUAUUGCACUGAACAAAAUAAUCUCUCACCAAGUAAUUACAGUCACAAUCUGAUGCUGGCUUUGGACAAACUCUACUUGGAGGUACCCAGACUUUUGGUAAAUCUAGUAGAGAUAAUGCAAAUAGACAUAUUAAAACAAGUCAAGAAAAACACACUGGGUUGUUCCUUGCUUCAAAGAACGUCCUGUCCUUGUGUUAUUAACCCAACUGAAAACUCCCCAGAGAUAGAGGACAUUAAACAAAUCAAUCUUGGAUACCAGACUGAAAUCCACAAUCUAAUUUCUGGAUCUCGUUAUGAUGGGAAAGAAGACUUUGCUGUCGUUCUUCAGCCGUUUUUACACAAUUCCUUCAUCCCGCAUAUAGGUGAGGGGGAAGCAGACACCACUUUCUUCUCUGUGGACUGUUUUCACAUCAGUGAGCGAGCUCAUGCUGAGAUGGCCAUAGGAUUAUGGAAUAAUAUGUUAGGACCUGUAGGCAGGAAACAGGCAUAUAACAACUUCACGUAUGACCGCUCCAAGAUUCACUGUCCAACUCAGGCCAGUCCAUUCAUCUUUACCAAAGUCAACAGUGUACCACAUCCACCUGAGACAACCACAACUCCCGCUCCCGCCUCCCCAACCACUACUACACCAGUAUUCGUGCCCCUGUGCGCAUCUCCUCAGCCGGUGUGGGUUCCAGUUGUAGUGGGAGUUGUUAGUUUACUGGUGGGCAUUAGCACUACCUGGCUCGUGGUCACUUUUGUGAUCCACAAGAGAAGAAAAACAGAGGACCCAGUAGCAAUGAAAGUAACAGGAUUGUAA
Messenger RNA from Nerophis lumbriciformis (worm pipefish), 3276 nucleotides. The record is from RefSeq and is a predicted model, not a curated record. Lineage: Eukaryota; Metazoa; Chordata; Actinopteri; Syngnathiformes; Syngnathidae.